CGCAUGGUUGGUCUGGCACAGCUGAGCUGGUCUGUAUGAAGUGCAUUGCUGCAUCCUCAAAGGAGCGACCACAAUGGUAGACGGCUGCCUGAUUAGCAGAGCCCGCUCCUCUCCUAGCGUCUGAUUGGUCAAGGUUUUCUGAUCUCCUAACUCCUCCCAUUUCUUCCCUGCUUUGAAGUCUGGAGCUUAACUAGACCCUGGGAUCAGUAGAAGGCCUUUUAAUAAAUGCGUCUUCAGCUUGAGCUUACAAGCAGAACCCACUUACUCUCGCUAGACAGGAAGUGACAAAACAGGGCGAUGGAAAGUUCAGCGGCAGAGUCCCGAGCUGAGAGGAUUGCUCGCUACAAAGCCGAAAGGAGGCGAGAGCUGGCAGAGCGCUAUGGAAACAGGGAGGAGGAGCUUCCAUCUAAAUGGUCAAAGAGAGAAGGCCAUGGUGCACACCGUGACUCCACCCACUCUGACAGGAGCCAAUCACGUGGAGUUAACACAGAUGUGAUGGCAUGUGGCAAAGCUCCAGUUGAGGAAGAGCUUAAAAUCUCAAAUGGAUACAACAAGGAUGCUAAACCAGAGAAGACCAACCUGAACAGGCAGAAUGUGUUGGGUUCAUCCAACAUGCUGGCUACGGAAAUUCGUCCUGGCCCCGACAUGCCACAGCUUCACACUCGCGUAUCAGUGGGUGAACUGAAAAAGGCCCUGCUGCAGCAAAGCUCAAGCUCAGCUGCCUCUCAUAAAGUUGCUGAAAGUGGCGGCUCUGACACAGUCCCAGACCCAUCAGUGAAAGCAGGACCUGAUGGCGGUCGUCGUCGUACUCGGCGCUACAUACCAGCAGGGGCUGCCGAGAGCCGGAAAACCAGCGAGCGUUUCCGAACACAGCCGAUCACAGCAUCUGAGAUGCAGGAGAGCUGCGGAAACAUGGACAACACAGAUGAAGAAAACUCAGCAGAUGUGAAGAUGGAUGAGCGAGCCAUGAUGAGUGUUGCUGCAAAGAUGUCUCUGUUUAAAGAGAUGGAGAAGAUGGCAGCUCCUGAGGCUUCCUCUUUCCUGAGGCCUCGUUCCAGCGGCAGCUUCAAGGAGUCUCGGGUUCACAGAGCUCUCACUCAGCCAAUCUGCUCUGAGGAAAUGAGAGCCACAGACAGCUCUCGCAUUGCUGUGACAGGUGAUGUCCAGAUGGAACAGGCGGGGGCGGAGCAGGACGACGCCAGCUCCAAGCUCUCUCUGAGUGAGAAACUGGCACUCUUUAAUAAACUCUCUCAGCCACUCAUGCCUAAAGCUCCAGGAGGUCCUAGAGGGCCAGGAGGGAACAAUGGUUUUGUCGAUGCCGCUGAGAGGCGCAGGCAGAAGGGAGCGCGUUACCGCACACAGCCAAUCACUGCAGAUGAAGUCAACCUGGUGCAGAAAGGCCCUGUCCUGCUACCUUCUCUGCAUCUGCCCUCUGAUCGGCAACAGGCUGGCUCGCUUAACCUCAAACCCAGCGACGUGCAUCUCUCCAGCUCGCAGUCCAGCCCAACUGACGAUCGCAAACCAAAGGCUGCUGUGCAGGUUAAGGGCAUCCUGAAGAAGACCAGCACUGAAGACGGUGACCUUAAUGGAGGGGCCAAGUCCAACAGCAUCCCUGCUGGACAAACGCUGGUGCAGAAUGGACAGUGGCGCGAAAAGAUUGCGCUUGUUACAGCAGGAGAAUAUUCCCCAGCUCCACGUUCUACUGCCCCCUGGAGGCAAAGAGUGAAGAAGGAUGCUACCGCGUCCUCUCAGAGAUCUCCCAGGCCUGCCUCCAUCGCUGAGGAAUGCCAGUCAACGUUGAGCACGAGAGACGGGUUGUCUGACGUUCAGGGAGGUGCAGAAGAAAAUGAGCAGAGGAACGGGAUGAUGUGCAGCACGUCACCCUGCCAGGAUGAGAGCAACAUUGUACGCGAGCCUCCAGCUCAGUGUUGGGAGCCUGUCUAUUCCUCUGUUUACUCUCUUCCUAGCACUCCCUCUCAGUACAAGGUGUUUUUCAAUGAGAGAAGUCUGUCGUACGAAGCUCAGGAGGUUUGCUCACCCACCCAGACACAACCACAGGCAUGCUGUAGAGAUGAGGAGAACUCUGUGGAAUUUGAGGCUCCAGUGCAGAAGGAGACUGAGAUGCAAUCAAAGAGUUUUGACGAACCACAGGAACCCCAGCAGCCCGUUGCCAUGGAGAGAGCCAAAGAGGUCACGACCUCUGACGCCCCCUCAUUCCCUGAGUGUCAGAGCGGACCAGGAGACACAGAGCAGGACCUGAGCGCUGUCUGCCAGUUGAACACUUCCAUAUUGAGUUCUGCAGUAACGGAGCAUCGUCGCUUGGUUCGGCCAUCCCGCCGUACUCGGGGUUCGAGGAAUCCGUUACGUGCUCUUGCAGCCCGAAACGACGUCAUGCAGGACUUCAUGCAGGCCCAAAAUGACCCUGUGGCCAUGGAAACCAAUAAUGUUGAAAAGAACCACGGCUGUACUAACACUUCAUCCGCCAAGACUGCCCCAAACACUGUACCCUACAGCAGCCUGAUGCUGAUCCUUGUAAAAGGAUGCAGACAAGUGCAGGUACGUCUGGUGGAGCCGGUGGCUCGCUCGCUCAACAGCGGGGACUGUUUCCUGCUGGUCACCCCAUCGCUGUGCUUCCUCUGGACGGGGCAGCUGUCCAAUACCUGUGAAAGAGAGAAGGCCUCUGCCCUGGCCUCAGUGGUCGUGUCCCAGCGGGAUCUGGGUUGCCAUGCACCGGUGUUCAUUCACCUGGAUGAAGGAUUAAACACGGACGACCCCCAAGCCGCAGACUUUUGGAAACUUUUGGGAGGAAAAACGUCUUACAGUGGCUGUUCUGAUGAUCAGCAAUAUGAAACGGCAAUUACCGAAUCCAACUGCGUGUACAGGCUACAGGGAGACAGACUCCUCCCGCAUGAGCAGGGCUGGGCUUCAAUGCCACGCCGCUCUCUGCUGGACUCCUCCCAGAGCCUGCUGUUUGACUUUGGCAGUGAGCUCUACCUGUGGCACGGGAAAGACGCUUCUCCCAGUAACAGGAAGCUGGCACUGUAUUUGGCUCAGCAGGUAUGGAGCGGAGAUUAUGACUACAGCAACUGCAGGAUGAACCCCCUCGAUCCCUUCGGGAGCAACCCCCAGAUUCAGAGGAAGGGUGUGGGUCGGCCAGGCUGGGCUCUGUUUGGCCGUGUGUUCGAGCAGAACGAGACCGUUCUCUUCAGGAUGAAGUUUGUGGAUUGGUGUAAAAAGAUGGAGGAUGCGACUCUUAAUGGCCAGGAAGUCAAGCAGACUUCUUUUCUUGUUGACCGUCCAGCUGAUACCUGGUCAUGUGAUGCCAAAGCCCUGUUUGCUGGAAAGUGUGUGUCAGGGGCGGAGCCUAUCAUUCUACAUGGUGUGAACAUGCAGAGAGGCUGGGACCUGGUCACCCUUGACGAUGGCCAGCAGGCGGAGCUCAACACAGUUUCUGUAGAAAGUUGGCACACUGGCAUGGGAGAAGAUUGCAGAGUGGCUGCAGAAAGCAUGGGGCAGUUACAUGAGGACAACACGUACGCUAUACGCUGGACGUACCGUCUCAGUCCUACAGGCAUCCCUGAGAAUGAAAGUUUGGACCAGGAAAGCUCUGCCCUUUUCAUCUGGCAAGGACGGCACUCAAAGAUCAGUGGACCAGACCUGUCCCUACCGUUAUCCUUUACCAGUGAGCCUCGGGUUAAUGUAAAGGAAGGGGAGGAGCCACCGUGUUUUCUGCAGCUUUUCCAAGGAGGGCUGGUCGUUCACAGAGGACACAGUAAACACACAGGUGACUGGCGGCUCUUUUGUGCGAGCGGUGCUGUGCCGUUAGAGGCCAGUCUUUUGGAGGUGGAGUGCUGUACCUCCAGCCUGCGCUCUCGUGGUUCUGUGCUUCUGAUAAACAUCCAGCAGGCAAUGCUUUACCUGUGGCACGGCUGCAAGGCCCACGCUGGUGCACGUCAAGUUGCCAAACACACAGUCCAGCAGCUCUUGCACACGUGUCCUCCUGAGAUGGGAUUGAGCAACAGCAAUCUGAACAUUCAGGAAGUAGAAGAAGGGGCGGAGCCUGCAGAAUUCUGGAAUGCUAUUGGACCACAGGAUAGGAAGGCUUACGACUGCAUGCUGCAAGAUCCUGGCAAGUACAACUUCACUCCCCGCCUCUUUCACCUGAGUGCCCAAUCGGGAACAUUCAAAGGGGAGGAGCUGUUAUGUGCAUCCCGGGCAACUGGGGUCAUCACAGCACUUCCUUUUUUUCAGGACUGCUUAUACUCCGUGCCACAGCCAGCUUUAUUCCUGCUGGAUAACUUGUUGGAAGUUUAUCUAUGGCAGAGCAGCUCGGCUCAGAACCCACAGCGCCCCCACUGGGACACGGAGAGGAAAUGUGCCAUGGAGACAGUGCUUCAGUACUGCAAAGAGAGAAACCCCAGACGGCCUCCUUUUGCUUAUUUUCUCGAGGAAGGAGCCGAGCCUCUCACCUUCACUAAUGUUUUCCCGUUCUGGGAGAGAAGAGUAACACAGGCACCAUCAGUGCAGAAGAAGCUAAUGUUAGUGCAGGACAUGUUGGCGGUCCUCAACGGGAGACAGUUCUCUGCACAGGAUCUACUAAAGAGACCUUUACCAGUCGGGGUGAACCCUCUGCACCUGGAGACUUAUCUGUCUGACCAUGACUUCCAGGUGGUUUUAGGAAUGAAGAGGAAAGACUAUAACUCCUUGCCAGAGCUGCAGCAGUUAAACCUGAAAAAGAGCAAAGGCCUGUACUGAAGCUGCAUUUGAAACACUACUGACCCUGAACUACUGAAGCAGUUUACGUUUCUGUUAAAAAAAAAAAAAAAAAACUGUUUUUGAAAUUAUUCUAUUUUCUUGUAAUGUCACCCCCUUUCCCAUGUACAGUUUAAAACCUAAUGACUGUAUGUGCGCGUGUGUGUUUUUGUUUUUUUUCUCUUGAGUGUAGUCACUUUAGUACCUUACAGAAAUUCUUCACCGAUUUAAGCCAAAAGUCCAGGUGGCUGAGGAAGCUGCCUGCCUGUCUACACACUCACUCAACGGGUUUCAGGUUCAUCUCUCUUACCAGCCAAAGCUGUUCUGUUUGUCUUUCCCUUUCUCCACGGUUUCCAUCUUUCUCAUCUCCAUCACUAAACCUUUUGUUCCAAACCUGGGGGGUGGAAAUAUGAAUUUAAAAAUGAAGAAAAAAGAAAUCAAUCACAAGUUGUUUCACUGACCCUGGAAUUGCAUCUGGUAUCUCUUAUCAGCUAGAA
Molecule: messenger RNA, 5249 nt
Organism: Neoarius graeffei (lesser salmon catfish)
Lineage: Eukaryota; Metazoa; Chordata; Actinopteri; Siluriformes; Ariidae
Gene: svilc
Product: supervillin c
Exons: 30
Coding region: 298-4755 (1485 amino acids)
Biological process (GO): cytoskeleton organization; actin filament severing; barbed-end actin filament capping
Cellular component (GO): actin cytoskeleton; cytoplasm
Molecular function (GO): actin filament binding; phosphatidylinositol-4,5-bisphosphate binding
Source: RefSeq, a predicted model, not a curated record